UAUGAUAAAGAAACGACAGAAGCUGGUACAGUUAGCGAACAGUUGUGAGCUGGGCUGGCGCGUAGUGGCGGAAUAUGAAACCAACCCAAUAGCAAGGGACAGCGAUGAUGAAAAGAAAAUGUAUAAGGCUGAGGCGAGAGCUGCGAAGAAGGUGAAAUCUGAAAAGUCCAAGAACCGUCGUGGUCGAGCAUUUCCUUACAGACGUCAACGACAAGUUCCAGAUACUCCGUCGUCGUCUGGUGUAAUGCAGCGUAACAGACGUCAUGGUUUAUGCUUUACUUGCGGAAAGCCCGGGCACUGGAAGAUGGAAUGCAAUCAAAAUAGUUCUGGUUUGAGACAUACCUUAAAACGAAAGUUUGAGGAAGCUGGUGUAAAUAUUGACAAUAGUGAUUCGGUAGUAGACAGAAUGGCAAACCACAUAUUAUCUGCUAGAGCUGAUGGAACAGUGACGAAAUAUUCUAGUCAGAUUAAAUACUUUUGAAAACUUUUGUAAAAUGAAAGGCUUCCAGUCACGCCAUGCAAAUUCUAUACAUGUGGCUAUGUACUGAUCAAGCCUAAUAGAUUUGGGAAAGUCGGACAACGUGAUAUCUUCACCGUUCUAUGCGAUCAAAUGGUUACAUGACGUUAAAUAACUUUGAGAGAUUUAGCUAUGAUAUUAAUCGGUUAUUUAGGAUUUUUGAGAUAUAAUGAAAUUAGUGAAAUCAAAUGCAAUGAUGUUGAGUUUAAACCCGAUUAUAUUGUAUUACACAUUAGAAAGAGCAGAACAGACAUAUAUAAUUUAAAUAGCAUAAAUACACCUAACAUUUGUUUCGUUCUAUAAAGUGAACAUCUUGCCAUUGCAAUAGGUGUUUGUUAUUUUGUGGGUAGUCUUGUUAAGACUUGAAGUUCUCCGCGGUACGUAUUAUAGCGAAGAACAUAUAUCUUAACACGGCGAAGCGCAAAAUCAUUGAACCAUUUUGUGCACGGGAUUUUUCGCGGGUAAUUGGUAGCGAAGAAAUCAGUUCUACCCAAGUUUUUGUACUAGUUACAUCUCCUUUAUGCUAUUCAAAUUAACACAUUGUUGUACUUGUGUAUAAAUAAGGCCGAAAAAGAUGUAAAUACGCUCAUUAUAUCAAGUAAAAAUGAAACUGAAACUGAAACUGUUUUAUUUGAUUAAACGCCUAUUUUUACGGAAAACAUAUUCAAUGGCGUUUUACAAAUACAUAAAAAUACGACAAAAAAUUAAGAUAUUUAAUGACAUAUAACAUAAAUGAGCAUAAAUAUCAUUGUGGAUAAACUAUUUAGUAAGCAUUAAAGAAGAAAAAAAAAAAAAAAAAAAAAAGAUCAGACAUCAGAUAAGAUUAA
This is a messenger RNA of Mercenaria mercenaria, 1344 nucleotides long. RefSeq lists its product as uncharacterized. The record is from RefSeq and is a predicted model, not a curated record. The transcript has 2 exons. Bases 2 to 481 code for a protein of 159 amino acids. Gene Ontology annotation, molecular function: nucleic acid binding; zinc ion binding. Lineage: Eukaryota; Metazoa; Mollusca; Bivalvia; Venerida; Veneridae.